Messenger RNA from Triticum aestivum (bread wheat), 1625 nucleotides. Its product is annotated as protein BZR1 homolog 1. Lineage: Eukaryota; Viridiplantae; Streptophyta; Magnoliopsida; Poales; Poaceae. Gene Ontology annotation, molecular function: DNA-binding transcription factor activity. The record is from RefSeq and is a predicted model, not a curated record. Gene Ontology annotation, biological process: brassinosteroid mediated signaling pathway; DNA-templated transcription. The transcript has 2 exons. Bases 251 to 1192 code for a protein of 313 amino acids.
CGUGAGCCAGCCCAGACGACCCCACACGAGACUACGAGAGAGAGAGAGCGCUCAGCUCAGCAAAACUCAUCACACACCACGCCACUCCACGCCGCAGCUAGCCCAGCUCGCCUCCCGUCCCAUACUGUAGCACCCCACCUCACCAUUAAAGAAACGAGCUAGGCCAAGUGGAGAGAGAAGAGAGGGGACGGAGAGAGAGAGCAGCGGAGCAGAGCAGAGCAGCGAGGAGCAGGGGAGCUAGUAGGCUAGCAUGACGUCCGGGGCGGCCCGGGCUGCGGCGGCGGCGGAGGCGGACGCCGGGCUGGGGCGGACGCCCACCUGGAAGGAGCGGGAGAACAACAAGCGGCGCGAGCGCCGGCGCCGGGCCAUCGCCGCCAAGAUCUUCACCGGCCUCCGCGCGCUCGGCAACUACAAGCUCCCCAAGCACUGCGACAACAACGAGGUGCUCAAGGAGCUCUGCCGCGAGGCCGGAUGGGUCGUGGAGGACGACGGCACCACCUACCGCAAGGGAUACAAGCCGCCGUCGUCCGGGCCGUUCGGUGGGGUCUCGUCGGCGGGCAUGAGCCCCUGCUCGUCCUCGCAGCUGCUCAGUGCGCCGUCGUCGUCGUUCCCGAGCCCGGUGCCUUCCUACAACGCCAGCCCGGCGUCGUCGAGCUUCCCGAGCCCCACGCGCCUCGACAACCCGAGCCCCGCCUGCCUCCUCCCGUUCCUCCGUGGCCUCCCCAACCUGCCCCCGCUCCGGGUCUCCAACAGCGCGCCGGUGACGCCGCCGCUCUCGUCGCCGACGGCGUCGCGGCCGCCCAAGAUCCUGAAGCCGGACUGGGAGGUGGACCCGUUCCGGCACCCGUUCUUCGCCCUAUCCGCGCCGGCGAGCCCCACCCGUGGCCGCCGGCACGAGCACCCGGACACGAUACCGGAGUGCGACGAGUCGGACGUCUCCACGGUGGACUCUGGCCGGUGGAUCAGCUUCCAGAUGGCCACGACGGCGCCGACGUCGCCCGCGUACAACCUCGUCAACCUAGGCGCCUCCAGCUCCAACUCCAUGGAGUUGGAUGGAAUGGCGGGGGAGAGGGGCCGAAGCGGCCCGGAAUUCGAGUUCGACAAGGGGAGGGUGACGCCGUGGGAAGGGGAGAGGAUCCACGAGGUCGCCGCCGAGGAGCUUGAGCUCACCCUCGGCGUCGGCUCGAAAUGACGGGCAUCCGCGGAGCAUUGCACUGGCACUCACAAAUGCCAGCCAGAACUUGCCGGCCAGUGAUCGAAAAAAUGGUUUCUUUCAUGAACCUCGAAUCCUCAUCAAAAGCACAAGCUAAAUCGUGGUUGCUGUUGGAUCGGCCAUUGCUACUGCGAUGUGGGCAAUUCGUUCAUUCUAGGUUUAGGGUAUGGAUGCAUCUGUGGUUCGAUUCCUAGGACAAGAGGAAAGGAAUCAGAAACGAUCGUUCAUGCCAAUCGGCUGGUCACGGAUUGUUUCAUUAUUCAUUCAUGGAUGUACGUAGCUACUAGCUGGGUUCCUCUUCUGCUUUUUGUUGUUUGUGUUCUUGCCAUGCAUGUGUAUGUCCUCAAAAUGUGUAUGAGCUCAUGUGGGGGAAAGUCCAGUAGAGUAAAAAGGUGGAUGGAGUUGAGCUUUA